This is a messenger RNA of Brassica oleracea var. oleracea, 1631 nucleotides long. RefSeq names its product polycomb group protein VERNALIZATION 2-like. Gene Ontology annotation, molecular function: chromatin DNA binding. The transcript has 15 exons. The record is from RefSeq and is a predicted model, not a curated record. NCBI's taxonomy places the organism in Eukaryota, Viridiplantae, Streptophyta, Magnoliopsida, Brassicales, Brassicaceae. Gene Ontology annotation, cellular component: nucleus. Bases 183 to 1472 code for a protein of 429 amino acids.
UGACUCAGUGGCUUGCAUCUACUCCUCAUCCUCCUCCUCUCUCUCUCUCUCUCUCUCUCUCUCCGAUCAGGUUCCAGAGCUUCUCAUGUUAGCUAAUUUAGCUCUUGAUUUCACUUUGUUCUUUUUAGAAACUCAACACGGAAGAAGAAGAUUAGGAGAUCUAAUUGAGUAGAGGAGAGAGAAUGUGUAGGCAUAAUUGUUGCGCGAAAUCGUCACAAGAGGAGGAGGUGAUUUCACCACCUGAUGAGAAUCUCUUGAUCUACUGUAAACCUGUUCGUCUCUACAACAUUCUUCGCAUUCGCUCCCUUUUCAACCCAUCGUUUCUUCCUAGAUGCUUGAGUUACAAAAUUCGAGCAAAGGGCAAAAGAAAGUCCGGAUCUGCUGGGAUUGUAGUUUUUAAUUAUAAGGAUUGUAAUAACACAUUGCAGAAAACUGAAGUUACGGAGAAUUGUUCUUGUCCUUUUUGCUAUAUGACAUGUGGUAGCUUCAAGGGGCUGCAACUUCAUUUGAAUUCGUUUCAUGACUUGUUUGAAUUUGAGUUCAUGCUUUCAGAAGAUGAUUACCAGACAGUUAAUGUCUCUGUAAGACUUGAUGCAUUCGAAUCAGAGGAAGAAGUCAACCAUCAAGAGAAAUAUGAGCUUAUCUCUUUUUGCUCGAAACCUCGUAAGCGUAGACAAAGAGGUGGUAGAAAUAACGCCAGGCGACUAAACGUAACCUUUUUACCCAUGGAUUCACCUAGUUUAGCCAAUGGCACAGAUAAUGGAACCUCCCUACUGAGUAAUGGAAACCAUGGUUUAGGAUAUCCCGUGGCAACACAAUUUGGGAUGAACAAUUCUUCACCAGCCAUAGCUCAAUGUUCGCUAGACUCGAAUGCCAAAGCUGUGUUAGCAAGCGAAGCUGUGGUCUCGGCUGCUAAGUCAAGAAAGUUAUCUGCUGAGCGAUCAGAGGCUAGAAGCAACCUACUUCUUCAGAAACGCCAGUUCUAUCAUUCUCACAGAGUUCAGCCAAUGUCACUUGAGCAAGUAAUGUCUGAUCGAGAUAGCGAAGAUGAAGUGGAUGAUGACGUUGCAGAUCUGGAAGAUCGCCAGCUGCAGAUGCUUGAUGAUUUCGUGGAUGUGAACAAGAACGAAAAAAGAUUCAUGCAUCUUUGGAACUCUUUUGUAAGAAAACAAAGGGUUGUGGCGGAUGGUCAUAUACCAUGGGCAUGUGAAGCAUUUUCCAAGUUUCACAAGGAAGAGUUGCUUCAUUCCUCACCACUCUUCUGGUGCUGGAGAUUAUUUAUGAUAAAACUAUGGAACAUUGGACUUGUAGACUCGGCCACCAUCAACAACUGCAAUAUCAUCCUCGAGAAUUGUGAUAGUAACUCAGACAACAAGAACAAGAACAAGAACAAGAGUGCGGACGUUGGCAUCGACAUUAACAGUAACGCCAUGGAUGUUGACGACGAUGUCAAUAACAGCAAAGCCAAGUGAUAGGAAGAUUUUCCUGACUUAAAGAACCCGGCUGCAACCUUCAUCUGUUUUAUUAGUCUGCAAACCGAUUUCAUUUUCUUUUGUUAUCAACCGACUCCAAUCUAUUAAGUUUAAGUUUAGUAGGAAGAAUGAUAAUUCGGAUAGGUAAUUUUUUUGCCA